AUGAAAGUAAGCUUUCUGAUUCUGGGCGUCGUAGCUCUAGUCUACGGUAGACCCCAGGACAUCGAACCAACUAACUUUAUAUCCGACGGAAGAUGUCCUCCAGCGGAAAAUCAUCAUUUAUUACCACAUGAAUACGACUGCACCAAGUUUUACUACUGUGAAUAUGGACUUAGAUAUGAAACGCCAACGGACUGUGCUCCUGGAACAGAGUUCUCGUAUGAAAAUCAGGUGUGCAUCCACCCCAUGCUAGCAAACUGUUCACUACCAGGAAUACCAAUUACAACAUCACCGAAUCCUUGUCCUACUUGUCCUCCAAAUCCUUGCCCAACAUGUCCCCCAGUUGACACGACAACAGCAUUACCAAGCACUCCAACUCCUGAUGAAGGACAACCAGGUCCUGAAAGACCAACUACUUCAGCACCAACUAUAACGACUGCAGCACCAACCACAACAACUGCUGCACCAAAUACAACGACUGCUGCACCAAUCACAACGACUGCAGCACCAACCACAACAACUGCUGCACCAAAUACAACAACUGCUGCACCAAACACAACUACUGCAGCACCAACUACAACAACUGCUGCACCAAAUACAACAACUGCUGCACCAAACACAACGACUGCAGCACCAAAUACAACGACUGCUGCACCAACCACAAUAACUGCUGCACCAACCACAACAACUGCUGCACCAAAUACAACGACUGCUGCACCGACCACAACAACUGCUGCACCAAAUACAACGACUGCUGCACCAACCACAACUACUGCAGCACCAACUACAACAAGUUCAUCGACAACUUCAAGUCCUGGAAUAACGUUACCUAAUGGUUGUCCAGCUGACUUCGAUGUCCACAAGCUGUUGCCUCAUGAGACGGACUGUGACAAGUUUUACUACUGCGUCUUUGGAGACAAAGUUGAAAGACAAUGCGCGCCAGGCACAUACUUCAAUUAUAAGAUUCAAGUGUGCGAUUGGCCAGAAAAUGUAGAUUGCGCAGGAGGUGGAGGUGGAGGUGGAGGUGGAGGAGGUGAUGGAACACUUCCCAAUGGCUGUCCCGCUGACUCCAGUAUCCAUAAACUAUUGCCUCAUGAAAACGACUGCACCAAGUUCUACUACUGUGUACAUGGUCAAUUAGUAGAGAGAAGUUGUGCCCGAGGAACACAUUUCAGCCCAACUCUUCAGGUUUGCACAUGGCCACAAGAAGCUGGAUGCGAAGCUGGUAAUGGAGAUAAUGGCAGUGGUGGAGGCGAAGGAGGUGGUGGUGGAGGAGGAGGUGGUGGCGGUGAAGGUGGUGGUGGCGGAGGAGGAGGUGGUGGCGGAGGUACCGGUACACUUCCAAAUGGUUGCCCAGCUGACUUUGACAUUCAUCAACUCUUACCACACGAGAAUGACUGCAACAAAUUCUACUUCUGCGUGAGUGGAGAGAAAGUAAAAAGGUCAUGCCCCGCUGGUCUUCACUUCAAUCCCGAAACAGAGAUCUGUGAUUGGCCAUGGAGUGCUGGUUGUGAAACCGGUGAUGGAGGCGGUGGUGGCGGAGGUGGAGGAGGUGGUGGAGGCGGAGGUGGAGGAGGUGGUGGCGGUGAAGGUGGUGGUGACGGUGGCGGAGGAGGCGGAGGAGGUGGUGGAGGAGGUGUUGGUACACUUCCAAAUGGUUGUCCAGCUGACUUUGACAUUCAUCAACUCUUACCACACGAGAAUGACUGCAACAAAUUCUACUUCUGCGUGAGUGGAGAGAAAGUAAAAAGGUCAUGCCCCGCUGGUCUUCACUUCAAUCCCGAAACAGAGGUUUGUGAUUGGCCAUGGAGUGCUGGUUCGGAGGUGGUGAAGGAGGCGGUGGAGGUGGAGGCGGCGGAGGUGGUGAAGGAGGCGGAGGAGGUGAAGGAGGUGGUGGAGGAGGAGGCGGCGGAGGUGGUGAAGGAGGCGGAGGAGGUGAAGGAGGUGGCGGAGGUGGAGGCGGCGGAGGUGGUGAAGGAGGCGGUGGAGGCGAAGGAGGUGGUGGAGGUGGAGGCGGCGGAGGUGGUGAAGGCGGCGGAGACGGAGGAGGCGGAGGCAGCGGAGGUGGUGAAGGUGGAGGCAGCGGAGGUGGCGAAGGAGGUGGUGGAGGCGGAGGCAGUGGAGGUGGUGAAGGAGGCGGCGGAGGUGAAGGAGGCGGUGAAGGCGGAGGCAGCGGAGGUGGUGAAGGUGGAGGCGGCGGAGGUAGUGGAGGUGGCGAAGGAGGCGGUGGAGGUGGAGGUGAAGGAGGCGGAGGCGGAGGUGGAGGAAGUGGCGAAGGAGGUGGAGGAGGUGGAGGCAGCGGUGAAGGCGAAGGCGGAGGCGGCGGUGGAGGCGGAGGCGGCGGUGGAGGCGGAGGCGGCGGUGGAGGCGGAGGCGGCGGUGGAGGCGGAGGCGGCGGUGGAGGCGGAGGCGGCGGUGGAGGCGGAGGCGGCGGUGGAGGUGGAGGCGGAGGCAGCGGUGGAGGCGGAGGCGGAGGCAGUGGUGGAGGCGGAGGCAGUGGUGGCGGCGGAGGUGGAGGCAGCGGUGGAGGCGGAGGCGGAGGCAGCGGUGGAGGCGGAGGUGGCGGAGGUGGUGAAGGAGGCGGUGGUGGCGAAGGAGGCGGUGAAGGCGGAGGCAGCGGAGAUGGUGAAGGUGGAGGCGGCGGAGGUGGCGAAGGAGGCGGUGGUGGCGAAGGAGGUGGUGGAGGCGGAGGUAGUGGAGGCGGCGAAGGAGGCGGUGGAGGUGGUGAAGGAGGCGGUGGUGGCGGAGGAGGCGGUGAAGGCGGAGGCAGCGGAGAUGGUGAAGGUGGAGGCGGCGGAGGUGGCGAAGGAGGCGGUGGUGGCGAAGGAGGCGGUGGAGGCGGAGGUAGUGGAGGUGGCGAAGGAGGCGGUGGAGGCGAAGGAGGCGGUGGAGGCGAAGGAGGCGGUGGAGGUGGAGGUGAAGGAGGCGGUGGAGGCGGAGGCGGAGGAGGAGGAUAAAUGCAGAGAUGAAUGUCACGUACCACACUGGGCUCAUGAUACAGACUGCGACAAAUUCUGGCGUUGCGAAGGCAACCAACAAGUCUUAAGCAUUUGUUCUGAAGGCUUAUUCUUUAACCCUCGCACUCAAACCUGUGACUUCAUGUGCAACGUUGACUGUGUGAGAGAAACUAUCCAGACCACCUCUCUGAGAGACGGACUUAAAAUAUUCCUGCCCUGGGAUCAAAUCGACAGACCAAUCAGGCUAAACGAACAAGGUCACAUUUUGAAAAUUGAUUUUGAGAAAUCUUAA
Molecule: messenger RNA, 3246 nt
Organism: Nymphalis io (European peacock)
Lineage: Eukaryota; Metazoa; Arthropoda; Insecta; Lepidoptera; Nymphalidae
Exons: 11
Coding region: 1-3246 (1081 amino acids)
Cellular component (GO): extracellular region
Molecular function (GO): chitin binding
Source: RefSeq, a predicted model, not a curated record